AUGACUGCCAGUCUGACUCUCGCUGCGCCUGCUUUCAAGGGCACUCGUGAGACCGAGAACUACAAGCGUGGUGCUCAGAGGGGCACCGAUCUUGAAAACUCGAAGGGUGGAUACUACCGGAAGAUAGAAAGUGAAGGGCGUGGUGACGCUGGUCGUGGCGUUUGGAUUGAGAAUGAUGACCGGGCCUGA
Messenger RNA from Penicillium cinerascens, 189 nucleotides. RefSeq lists its product as uncharacterized. The record is from RefSeq and is a predicted model, not a curated record. Bases 1 to 189 code for a protein of 62 amino acids. The transcript has a single exon. Lineage: Eukaryota; Fungi; Ascomycota; Eurotiomycetes; Eurotiales; Aspergillaceae.